Terrapene triunguis (Three-toed box turtle) is the source of this 402-nucleotide messenger RNA. RefSeq names its product tartrate-resistant acid phosphatase type 5-like. The annotation marks the transcript as partial. Gene Ontology annotation, biological process: bone resorption. Gene Ontology annotation, molecular function: ferrous iron binding; ferric iron binding; acid phosphatase activity. Lineage: Eukaryota; Metazoa; Chordata; Testudines; Emydidae. The transcript has 2 exons. The record is from RefSeq and is a predicted model, not a curated record.
AUGGCGGGUUACCUGUGUCUCUCCGCGCUCCUCCUGGCGGCUCUGCCGACCCCCUACGCCAGCCCGCUCUCCUCCGGCUCCGCCCUGCGCUUCAUCGCCCUGGGGGACUGGGGCGGGGUGUCCAAUCCCCCCUUCCACACGGUGCGCGAGGUGGCCACAGCCAAGGAGAUGGGCCGCACGGUGGCAGCGCUGGGCGCCGACUUCAUCCUGUCCCUCGGCGACAACUUCUACUACAACGGGGUGCGGGACGUCAACGACAAGAGGUUCCAGGACACCUUUGAGGCCGUGUUCAAGGCGCAGUCGCUGCGCAAGGUGCCGUGGUACGUGCUGGCCGGGAACCACGAUCACUCUGGGAACGUCUCGGCUCAGAUCGCCUACAGCAAGGUCUCCAAGCGCUGGUAA